Messenger RNA from Aspergillus melleus, 603 nucleotides. RefSeq lists its product as uncharacterized. The coding region runs from base 1 to 603 and encodes 200 amino acids. NCBI's taxonomy places the organism in Eukaryota, Fungi, Ascomycota, Eurotiomycetes, Eurotiales, Aspergillaceae. The transcript has a single exon. The record is from RefSeq and is a predicted model, not a curated record.
AUGCGCGAGCGAAGCAGCAGCCACUCGCUGUAUCCCACGUCACUACUACCCGGAGGAAACAGUAUUCCCUCAUCGCCUCGCUCUCGGUCGCCGUCCUACAGUGCAUAUCCCGGUGCUCCCAGUGGCUCAGCCUCCCAGUCGCAGACACGAGAGCGGAGUGGCAGCUACUCGCCGCACCCGAUGCAAUUACAGCCCGGAAGUAGGCCUUCCUCGCGCCCUCACUCCCCAUCCCUCUCCUACAACGGCAGCGACGAACUCCACUUCGGCGAUACUCCCCCAUCUUCGUCUCGACAGCCCUCUCCGACCUCUUCAUCUCAUGCCGCGUCUCCUCCCGCGCCUUCUCAAACCGCUGAGCAACUGGCUUCACAGCCCCAAGGCAUAGAGAAUGGUGUUUCAGCCUCUCGCGAGCGCUCGCCGUCUGCUUCUUUCCCCGGUGGAUACGUCCCCUAUUCUGCCGCCGCUCUACAAAAAGCCCCUCCACCAGCAGGCGCUCCGGCUCCGGCUCCGGCCCCCACGUACCCGCAACAUUCUCCCGCACUCUCCUUCAGCAACGGAUAUCUCAACAGCCUUCCGCCUUCACUGAGCGUGUCUGCUCCCCGAUAA